Aphanomyces invadans is the source of this 1797-nucleotide messenger RNA. RefSeq lists its product as hypothetical. The transcript has a single exon. The record is from RefSeq and is a predicted model, not a curated record. Gene Ontology annotation, cellular component: extracellular region. Bases 1 to 1797 code for a protein of 598 amino acids. Lineage: Eukaryota; Oomycota; Saprolegniomycetes; Saprolegniales; Verrucalvaceae.
AUGAAGCUGACCCUCCUCUCGCUCGCCCUCGUGGUGGCCACCGCGGUGGCGGGUGGUGAUGUCGACGCAACGACUGCUCCGUUGCCGACUCCUGCUGCCACCGUCCCCACAACCGCAGGAACUCCUGAACCCACCACAGAUAUGCCCGACAUCGACGACGACGAUACCCCCGAACCUACUACCAUUGCCCCCACCACGACCCUCGAGCCGACCACGACCCUCGAGCCGACCACGACCCUCGAGCCCACCACGACCCUCGAGCCCACCACGACCCUCGAGCCCACCACGACCCUCGAGCCCACCACGACCCUCGAGCCGACCACGGUCUCACCAGAGCCAACUACCUCCACGGCAUCCCCUGAGCCCACGGUGGAUGUGCCGCUUCCCACUCCUGCUGCCACUGUCCCCGCAGUUGCGAGUACGCCGGAGCCCACCACUGUCGAACCCGAUCUCGAAGAGGACGACACACCUGAGCCCACGACGACCACCCUUGAGCCCACGACGACAACAAUCGAAACGACCACUGAAACACCCGAGCCGAUCGAACCCUCUACCACGACCAUCGAGCCUUCCACGGAGCGUCCUGCCACUAUGGAUGCGCCGCUCCCGACGCCCGCCGCGACCGCGCCUGCCUCGUCUGGCACCCCUGAGCCCACGACGGGGGAGCCUGACAAUGAAGACAACACCCCUGAACCAACGACGAAUCUCCCCGACGUCGAAGUUGGUUCGCUGGCACCUACCACGACGACAGCGGAGCCCGUAGCUCCGACGAUCUCGUCGGUGGUGGAAUCGCCCACCGUGGUGCCUGCACCAACUCCGGCCGUGACCGUGCCGUCGCAAGCUGGAACGCCUGCACCCACCGAAGGCACUCCCGACAUCGAAAGCGAUGACGAUGACAGCACCACGACAGCAGCACCUGGCACGGCCUCGUCCGGCGCUUCUACUCCUGUCAAGGGAGCGAUUGCCCCCGAAUCUCCAUCGUUCAACGAUAGCCGCACGUGCACUCCAUCCGACUUGGAAGCAGCCAUUUCUGCAUCGUUCGAGUCGCGUUAUGCCGACAUGUGCGCCGUGGACGUCGGUGUGUCGAGCGCGUCGUUUAAAGACCCAGCAGCCAAGCUGACCUUCGCCGAAAUCGUCAAGUUCAACGCAUCCACCAACUGCCACGCAUUCUACACGGACAAGGAGGCGGCGUUGGCAUCGCAGCACUGCGCCGAGCUCAACCUGUUGGCCCACAACGUGACGUUCGACAUGGCUGUCACGGCGCUCAUCGUCGAGUCCGUUCCGAAGGUGUCGACCAAGUGCAGCAAGUGGGCGCUGUCCGCUGCGUCCGCCAGCCUCGCGCUCAAGGCGAGCUUUUACUCGUGCUUAGCCAACACGGGUCUGUACUCGAGCAUCUUCAAGCUCACGACGCUUCCGUCAACCAAGCAGCUCAAAGCGAUCAAAAACAACACGCGAUGCCGCGACCUCUUUGCCGACGUCCAAAAGAUCAUCAAGAAGCAGCCGCAUUGCGCGAUUGACAACAACGGAACCGACAUCCACACGUACGAGGACGUUCCGUUCGUCGGAUCGCUUGACUGGCUCAUCUUGGCUGCCACGCUCAAGGAAGCGAACGCCCCUGUCAAGGCAACCCACCUCAUGGCCAUGACGAUCGAUCCCCACGAACGUUCGCACGCUGAAGUGGUCAUCGGCGUCAUGCUGACCAGCGCCAUGGUCGCCUUGGUCGCAUUUGUUUUGUACAAGCGCAGUCGGCACUUGCCCAAGUCGACUGAAGAGCGCAAGCGCCUCCUCCAAGUCUGA